AUUCGGUGGUGUGCGUCCAUGGUCCUAGGCUACCAUCGAUUUCCGGAGCGGUGCACUCUGGGUAGCUACAUUAAAGGAAUGAGACCAAUAACUUCGAUUUCCGUCCACACUAACCCUAAAUCGAUAUAGUAAUAUCGAUUUUAGGGUUACUCCUCUCGUUGGGGAGGAGUACAGAAAUCGAUUUUAAGAGCCCUUAAAAUCGAUUUAAAGUGCCUUGUAGUGUGGACGGGUACAGAGUUAAAUCGAUUUAACACUGUUUAAAUCGAUUUAACUGUGUAGUGUGGACCAGGCCUUAGGCUGAAAUGCUCGCUGGGCAUUUGUUCCUCAUCCAGAACUCCUUACUGAAGUCAGUGGGUUUAGAAAGGAAUGCAAGACUGGUUGCUUUGGUGAGAGCUUGUGAGCUAAGUGGGUGAAAAGUGGUCAUUAAGCUUUUGCACACCCUUGUCCCCUGAAAUUCGGGAAAUAAAUUUACUGUCUAAUUCUUUAGUGAAUCAGAAAUGAUAUUUGAAUACACAAUCUUGGUUGUCAGUUCCUUAAAAUUUCUGAGAUAUAAUGUUAGACAUUAUGCUCAAACUGUUAAAUGGCUUCACAAAAAUGGGGCUACUGUCAAAUCAUGUGGUUGCCCUCUUGAUCCUCUUUCCUGAUUGAUUUGUUUUUAAAGGUAUGUCUACAGGUGACCCGGGCUGGCGGGGCUCAGGCUGAGAGGCUGAAAAAUUGCUGUGUAGACAUUUGGGCUUGGGCUAGAGUCUGAUCUCUGGGUCCUUGUGAGCAAUCUGUAUCCAACCUAUCAGUCCUCAUUCUCAAAGGAAAUCUCCACAACACUUUCAAAAGAUGAGCCUGGGAAGUUAAAUUCAUAACUUCGCUAGACUAAAAAUCAUGGUCUUAAAGACACUGGAUUUAUGGCUUAUUACAACAAUCUGUAACCCACUAACCCCCCCUUUUUGUCCUAUGACUACCAGGGUGUUAAUAGGCCUCUGCCUUGAAUUGUCCUUUAAAAUUUGUGCUAAUGACUUACACUAAAAUAUCUGUUCCAUCUUGUAUUUAUCUGUGACACUUUUCCCAGACCUGAGGAAGAGCUCUGUGUAGCUUGAAAGCUUCUCUCUCUCUUCAACAGAGCUUGAUCCAGUAAAAGAUAUCUCGCCCACAUUGUCUCACUGCUAUCGUGGGACCAACGCGGCUACAACAACACUGCAUAUAACUCUAAAUAGACAUUUAAUCAGGAGUUGACUUCAACUGGUUCUAGAUGUGUAGGUUCUUUGUUUAAAAAAAAAAUUGGGGCUGUCAAGCAAUUAAAAAAAUUAAUCGCAAUUAAUUGCACAAUUAAAAAAAUAAUUGAAAUUAAUUGCACUGUUAAUAAUAGAAUGCCAUUUAUUUAAAUAUUUGUGGAUGUUUUCUACAUUUUCAAAUAUAUUGAUUUCAGUUACAACGCAGAAUACAAAGUGUACAAUGCUCACUUUAUAUUUAAUUUUGAUUACAGUAAUUGAACUGUAAAAAAAAAUAGUAUUUUUCAAUUCACCUAAUGCUAGUACUGUAGUGCAAUCUCUAUCAUGAAAGUUGAACGUACAAAUGUAGAAUUGUGUACAAAAAGAGCAUUCAAAAAUAAAACAAUAUAAAAUUUUAGAGCCUACAAGUUCACUCAGUCCUAUUUCUUGUUCAACCAAUCGCUCAGACAUACAAGUUUGUUUACAUUUGCAGGAGAUAAUUGUGCCUGCUUCAUGUUUACAGUGUCACCUGAAAGAGAACGGACUUUCUCAUGGCACUGUUCUAAACAGUGUUGCAUGAUAUUUACGUGCCAGAUGCGCAAAAGAUUCAUGUGUCCCUUCAUGCUUCAGCCACCAUUCCAGGGAACAUGCAUCCAUGCUGAUGACGGGUUCUGCUCAAUAACAGUCCAGAGCAGUGCGGACUGACGCAUGUUCAUUUUUAUUAUCCGAGUAGUUGCCACCAGCAGAAGUUUGAUUUUCUUUUUUGGUGACUCAGGUUCUAUAGUUUCAAUGUCAGAGUGUUGCUCUUUUAAGACAUCUGAAAGCAUGCUCCAUUCCUCUUCCCGCUCAGAUUUUGGAAGGCACUUCAGAUUCUUAAACCUUGGGUCGAGUGCUAUAGCUGUCCUUAGAAAUCUCACAUUGGUACCUUCUUUGCAUUUUGCCAGAUCUGCAGUGAAAGUAUUCUUAAACUGAACAACAUGUGCUGGGUCAUCAUCUGAGACUGCUGUAACAUGAAAUAUAUGGCAGAAUGUGGGUAAAACAGAGCAGGGGACAUACAAUUCUCCUCCAAGGAGUUCAGUUACAAAUUUAAUUAACGCAUUUUUUUUUUAACAAGCAUCAUCAAUUCUGGAAUGGUGGCUGAAGCAUGAGGGGGCAUACGAAUGUUUAACGUGUCUGGCACAUAAAUACCUUGCAGUGCCGGCUACAGAAGUGCCAUGCAAAUGCCUCUUCUCACUUUCUGGUAACAAAAAAAAAAUCUGUAACAAAAAAAAUCUGCAUUUGUACGUUGCACUUUCAUGACAAAAGAGAUUUCACUUCAGCACUUGUAUGAGGUGAAUUGAAAAAUACUAUUUCUUUUGUGUAUCAUUUUUACAGUGCAAAUAUUUAUAAUAAAAAAUAACAUACACUUUGAUUUCAAUUACAACACAGAAUACAAUAUAUAUGAAAAGUGUAGAAAAACAUCCAAAAUAUUUAAUAAAUGUCAGUUGGUAUUCUAUUGUUUAACAGUGCGAUUAAAACAGAUUAAUUUUAUUAUUUGUGAUUAAUUUUUUUAGUUAAUUGCAUGAGUUAACUGCGAUUAAUCGACAGCCCUAAAAAUUUAGUUUGCAUCCUUAGGAUUUCAUUCUGCAAAGUAGUGAGCACCUCUAAGGCUAGACAAUAAUAACCAAAUUCAGCCUUGAUGUCAGUAAAUGAAACUCCCAGUGAAGUCAGUAUUGCGUUUGCUUAUGCCAGGGCUAAAUUUGACCGGCGUGUGUGUGCGUGCGCGCACUCUUUCCACCACCCCCUAUCCUCCUUCCUCUGCUGCUCCAUAGGCUUUUUUUUCUAUUCCAUUUACUCUCCACUGAAGUUAAUGGAGUUUUCCAAGGACUGUAUCUGGUAAGUAUUUCAUCAGUGGUUUUAAUGUGCAGUCCUGAAUGUAUAGUAAUCUAAACUGACUAAUCCAGUGCAGGAGAGCAGAACUGCAGAAAUACUUAACUUCAGGCACAGUCUCUCAAAAGCACCAUUCAGUGGGAAGAUGCGGCUAUAGGGUAAAAACCUUUUCAAACAUUGGGCAAGGAAGGAGAAGAGUCUGAGAUUCAGACUGUCUGUCACUUUAGGAAACAAGUUGUACUGUAAUGGAUUAAGCUUGUGAGUUUCUCUGAGUUUUCCUAUAAGUAAAACCUUGCUACAUAUUUCUACAGUUUAGCAGACAAAAUUCUGCCUUUAGUCGCGUCCUCCAGAAUUCUGUUUGGCUCAAUAUGUUCGCAUCAGAAUGUGGAAAAACUCUAAAAACCUUGUUAUGGUUCAUAUUAUUUGUCCUUACACGUAUUAAAUAAUUAUCAAAUUACUUGUUCAGCUCUGCAUGCAUCCCAACUGUUGCUUUUAUAUUGUAGAUCAAAACAAUGUAAAGUUUGUUUACUUUUUAUUCAUUUAAGAACAUAAGAGUGGCCAUACGAGGUCAGACUAAAGGUCCAUCCAGUCCAGUAUCCUGUCUGCCAAGAGUGGCCAAUACCAGGUGCCCCAGAGGGAGUGAACCUAACAGAUGUUUAAAUGCUGAAGCAGGGCAGGAGACUGUGCCUCUAAGGAGCAGCCCAAUUCAGAAGACAGCAGAAUCAGGGAAACACCGAAGAUGAUGGAUGGAUGCAGUGCGACAGGACGGCCAGAUUCCUCAGAUGGAGACAGGACCUCCAGAUGAACGUCUUCUCAGGAAUCUUUGCUUAUCUGAACUACAGAGUACCUCGGACCCGGAAGGAGAUAUUUGAGACUCUGAUAAAAGGGCUACAGAGAUUAGAAUACAGAGGCUAUGAUUCUGCUGGUAUUGCCAUUGAUGGAAAUAAUAACGAAGAUAAAGAAAGGUACAUCAGACUAAUCAAGAAAAGAGGAAAAGUGAAGGCACUAGAUGAGGAAUUAUACAAACAAGAUGGCAUGGACUUAAAGGCAGAUUUUGAAACACAUUUUGGAAUUGCUCACACUCGCUGGGCAACCCAUGGAGUGCCCAAUGCAGUGAAUAGUCACCCUCAGAGAUCAGAUAAAAGGAAUGAGUUUGUAGUUAUCCAUAAUGGAAUCAUCACAAACUAUAAGGACCUGAGGAAAUUUCUGGAGACCAAAGGCUAUGAGUUUGAAUCUGAAACUGACACGGAAACCAUCCCAAAGCUGGUCAAAUACAUGUAUGAUAACAGAGAGACUGAAGAUAUCAGCUUUUCAGCCUUGGUAGAGAGAGUUAUUCAACAACUGGAAGGUGCUUUUGCAUUGGUUUUCAAGAGCAUCCAUUACCCAGGUGAAGCUGUUGCCACCAGGCGAGGGAGUCCUCUGCUCAUUGGAGUUCGCAGCAAAUACAAGCUUUCCACUGAACAGAUUCCUAUCUUGUAUAGGACAUGCAACAUUGAGAAUGUGAAGAACAUAUGCAAGGCGCGAAUGAAAAGACUGGAUAGUUCUACCUGCCUUCAUGCUGUUGGAGAUAAAGCAGUAGAAUUUUUCUUCGCUUCUGAUGCAAGUGCUAUUAUUGAACACACCAACAGAGUAAUUUUCCUAGAAGAUGAUGACAUUGCAGCAGUGGCUGAUGGGAAACUUUCUAUUCAUCGGCUAAAACGUUCAGCUAGUGAUGACCCCUCUCGAGCUAUCCAGACCUUGCAGAUGGAAUUGCAGCAAAUCAUGAAAGGUAACUUCAGUGCAUUCAUGCAGAAGGAAAUCUUUGAACAACCGGAAUCUGUUGUCAAUACCAUGAGAGGCAGGGUGAAUUUUGAGACCAAAACAGUUCUGUUGGGUGGUCUGAAGGACCACUUGAAAGAAAUCAGAAGAUGCCGACGACUGAUCAUUAUUGGCUGUGGGACCAGCUAUCAUGCUGCAAUAGCUACCCGACAAGUGUUGGAAGAGUUGACAGAGCUUCCUGUGAUGGUGGAACUUGCUAGUGACUUUCUGGAUAGAAACACGCCUGUAUUCAGGGAUGAUGUGUGCUUUUUUAUAAGUCAGUCAGGUGAAACUGCAGAUACGCUUAUGGCCUUGCGGUAUUGUAAGGACCGUGGGGCUCUGACAGUUGGCAUUACAAACACCGUGGGAAGCUCAAUAUCCAGGGAGACUGACUGUGGUGUGCAUAUCAAUGCAGGCCCUGAAAUAGGAGUGGCAAGCACAAAGGCUUACACCAGCCAGUUCAUCUCUCUUGUAAUGUUUGGCCUCAUGAUGUCUGAAGACAGAAUUUCUUUGCAGAAUAGGAGACAGGAGAUCAUCAGUGGGCUGCAAAUGUUACCUGAGAUGAUUAAAGAAGUCUUGUCCUUGGAUGAGAAGAUACAUGACUUGGCCCUUGAACUGUACAAACAGAGAUCGCUCUUGGUUAUGGGUCGUGGCUAUAACUAUGCCACUUGCCUGGAAGGAGCAUUGAAAAUCAAGGAGAUCACGUACAUGCACUCCGAAGGUAUCCUGGCUGGUGAAUUAAAGCAUGGACCACUGGCUCUUAUAGAUAAACAUAUGCCUGUUAUUAUGGUAAUUAUGAAGGAUCCCUGCUUCACCAAGUGCCAGAAUGCACUGCAACAGGUCAUUGCUCGACAGGGUCGCCCAAUUAUUCUGUCUUCUAGAGAAGAUACUGAAAGUUCAAAAUUUGCAUACAAAACUAUUGAGUUGCCACACACAGUUGACUGUCUCCAAGGAGUCUUGAGUGUUAUUCCCCUACAGCUGCUUUCAUUCCACCUGGCUGUUCUUAGAGGAUAUGAUGUGGACUUUCCACGAAAUCUGGCCAAAUCUGUGACUGUGGAAUAAACAACCCACAACAGUGUGAUUUUUUUUCAACGAAGUUUUAAAAUUUUACUUCUGUUUUUAAUUAAUAGUUAUGACAUUAAGUGGAAUGAUACCAUAACUGGAACGUUUUGGGGACCAUUUUAAACUUGUUUUAAAUGCUGUUUUAAAAGCUUUUCUUGUGCCUUGUGCCCAAGUGCUUUUGCUUAUGGCAAAUGUUGUUCCUUUAAAUCCUAAAAAUUGCCAAAGAGGGGAGAGAGCAUUGUUUACACAGGUAUAAUGAAUGAACUUUUUUACUACUGUGCAAUAUAUAUAAUAUAUACAGCUCUGGUCAGAGUAACUGUGAACAUUUUUGGCCAACACUACUUAACUAGUUUUAAAGACAAAGUAUUUAUAAGUACAAUUGUAUAGCUUUUUAAAUUAUUUUUUUUAGUAUGUUGCUUAUCUAUAGCAUUGGUAAUGCCCAGAAUGUAAAUUCUGAGCAUGUAACUUUUUAUUAAUUUGUGUACAGAGUCACUUUUUAAAAAUUUUAUCUUUGAACUGGAAAUCGGUGGCCUUUGAGGGUUUCCCUUCCUCACCCUUUUUUCUCCUAGCUUUUCUAGACUUUCCACUGCACCUAAUAUUUCUUUGUUAAUCAUCUUUUUCCCCACCCCUCUUCUGUGGCUGAAAAUUCCCAAGCACACCUUCAGAUUUAUUUAACUAAAAGUUUAUCUAAAUCAGAUCAACAGUUUGAUUCAUGUGCAGUUCCGCCUUCAUAUCCAUGGAAUGUACUGUGCAACAAAAUAGGGGAACUGGAUGUUUUCAAGUGGGUUACAAUGCUUCUGUUAAAAGAUUGUACAAUCAAAUUCCUAUGCAAUUAAAGAAAAAAAUAAAGAAUGUAAACUC
Messenger RNA from Gopherus flavomarginatus (Mexican gopher tortoise), 6791 nucleotides. It is a transcript of the gene GFPT2, whose product is annotated as glutamine-fructose-6-phosphate transaminase 2. Gene Ontology annotation, biological process: UDP-N-acetylglucosamine metabolic process; fructose 6-phosphate metabolic process; protein N-linked glycosylation. NCBI's taxonomy places the organism in Eukaryota, Metazoa, Chordata, Testudines, Testudinidae. Gene Ontology annotation, molecular function: L-glutamine:D-fructose-6-phosphate transaminase (isomerizing) activity; carbohydrate derivative binding. The transcript is spliced from 21 exons. Bases 3822 to 5930 code for a protein of 702 amino acids. The record is from RefSeq and is a predicted model, not a curated record.